This is a messenger RNA of Pleuronectes platessa (European plaice), 1282 nucleotides long. RefSeq names its product heat shock protein nuclear import factor hikeshi (gene hikeshi). The record is from RefSeq and is a predicted model, not a curated record. Gene Ontology annotation, cellular component: cytosol; nucleus. Lineage: Eukaryota; Metazoa; Chordata; Actinopteri; Pleuronectiformes; Pleuronectidae. Gene Ontology annotation, biological process: protein import into nucleus. Gene Ontology annotation, molecular function: Hsp70 protein binding; nuclear import signal receptor activity. The coding region runs from base 128 to 733 and encodes 201 amino acids. The transcript has a single exon.
AAUUUGUCGGCUGGUUCUGGAAGUUUCUUCCGGUCCUUCUCCUCCGUGCCGGUCUGUCAGAGGGACCCGGUCCUGCUGCGCUUCUGAGCGGCCCCGGUGCAGUCUGUUCCCGGCGCUGGGCUCCGGGAUGUUCGGGUGUCUGGUGGCGGGCCGCCUGGUCCAGACCGACGCGCUGCAGGUCGCUCCGGACAAGUUCCUGUUCAACCUGCCGGACUUCGACAACGUGAACCACGUGGUGGUGUUCAUGCUGGGCACCGUGCCGUUCCCCGCCGGGACGGGCGGCGCCGUGUACUUCUCCUUCCCGGAGCCGGGGGGCGGCGGCCCGGUGUGGCAGCUGCUCGGCUUCAUCACCAACGACAAGCCCAGCGCCAUCUUCAAGAUCUCGGGCCUGAAGCCCGGGGAGCGCGGCUCCGGACCGCAGCCCUUCGGCCCCGGAGCCGCCUGCUCCACGGCCCCCUCCCUGGCCCAGGUCGGGGUGUCGGUGGAGCCGCUGCAGCAGCUGGCGCAGGAGAUCCCGGUGUCCAGCGCCGCCGUGUCCUCCGUGGACUCCUUCCUCCAGUUCACCCAGAAGAUGCUGGACAGCCUCUUCAACUUCUGCUCCUCCUUCGCUGUGACCCAGGAGCAGAUGACUCCGAACCGAACCGAGACCUUCAUCCCGUCCAGCUGCGUCCUCCGGUGGUACGAGAACUACCAGAGAAGGAUGGCGCAGAACCCCAACUUCUGGAAGUCCUGAUGUCAGAACCUCUGGAAGUCCUGAUGUCUGGUCCCCAUCUUCUGGAAGUCCUGAUAUCUGGUCCCCAUCUUCUGGAAGUCCUGAUAUCUGGUCCCCAUCUUCUGAAAGUCCUGAUAUCUGGUCCCCAUCUUCUGGAAGUCCUGAUGUCUGGUCCCCAUCUUCUGGAAGUCCUGAUGUCUGGUCCCCAUCUUCUGGAAGUCUUGAUGUCUGGUCCCCAUCUUCUGGAAGUCCUGAUGUCAGAACCUCUGGAAGUCCUAAUGUCUGGUCCCCAUCUUCUGGAAGUCCUGAUGUCAGGACCCCAUCUUUUGGAAGUCCUGAUGUCUGGGGCCCAGAACCUGAACCCGUGGACAGAGGCCAGGAGCCUGGAGGCUCAGACCACAGACUGAUGUCCACUGAGCCGACAGAUUCUGAUCUUCAGCUCUCAUCUGUUACAGGAAACUGUCUCUAACCAUCAGAUCUAUAAACUGUGAUCAUGAGUUAUAUUCACCCACUUAUUCUUUAUAUUAUGUCAGAUUAUGAUAAUAAUCAAUAAAGGGAUUAUUGACAGAC